Molecule: messenger RNA, 396 nt
Organism: Didymodactylos carnosus
Lineage: Eukaryota; Metazoa; Rotifera; Eurotatoria; Philodinida; Philodinidae
Source: the annotation of a GenBank genome assembly
AUGACAAUGGACACAUUAACUAGCAAUAGUGCAUGGAAUAUCGAUACAAAUAAAGGUAAUGGUUAUAUCGCAACACAAGUUAGUUCGAAUGAUAUAGGACAAUUAUAUGGUGAUGUUACAUGUAAUAAAGAUACAUGUCGUAUACGUAAUCUUGAUGAUUGCUUAACUGAGAAUAUCGUUGAAGCAGCAUGUGGUUCUAUAAAAAUGUUAUUUAAUCCAAUUAAUUUAUUGGUAACGCUCAUUGCUCUAUUCAUCAGAGGUGAACAAUGGAUGAGGAUCCUCACGAGGCCACGCGGAGAAUCGCGGGGAAGAAUUUUUGAAAACUUGACGAGGGAAGGAGCGGUGAGAGGCACGAACUCAUGGCGAAGCCCGCGGGGGACAUUUUUUGCUUCUUAG